This is a messenger RNA of Pseudopipra pipra, 1106 nucleotides long. RefSeq names its product collagen alpha-1(XI) chain-like. The annotation marks the transcript as partial. Gene Ontology annotation, biological process: extracellular matrix organization. Gene Ontology annotation, molecular function: extracellular matrix structural constituent conferring tensile strength. The transcript has 8 exons. Gene Ontology annotation, cellular component: collagen type XI trimer. The record is from RefSeq and is a predicted model, not a curated record. NCBI's taxonomy places the organism in Eukaryota, Metazoa, Chordata, Aves, Passeriformes, Pipridae.
GGACAUCCUGGUUUGAUUGGCCUGAUUGGACCUCCAGGAGAACAGGGUGAAAAGGGUGAUAGGGGUCUUCCUGGCCCACAGGGAUCUCCUGGAGCCAAGGGUGAUGCAGGAAUUUCUGGUCCUGCUGGUCCACUUGGACCCCCUGGUCCUCCUGGUUUACCUGGUCCCCAGGGUCCAAAGGGUUCUAAAGGAUCCAGCGGUCCUGCUGGUCAAAAGGGUGACAGUGGGUUACCUGGUCCACCUGGUCCUCCAGGCCCUCCGGGUGAGGUAAUCCAGCCACUGCCAAUCCAGUCACCCAAGAAGACAAGAAGAUCUCCUGAUUAUAUGUUAUCUGAUGCUGGUGACAAUAUUCUGGAUUAUUCCGAUGGCAUGGAAGAGAUCUUUGGUUCACUGAAUUCGCUGAAGCAAGACAUUGAGCACAUGAAGUACCCAAUGGGCACUCAGAAUAACCCUGCCCGAACCUGCAAAGACUUGCAACUCUGUCACCCAGACUUCCCAGAUGGGGAAUAUUGGAUUGAUCCUAACCAGGGCUGUUCUGGAGACUCCUUCAAAGUAUACUGCAAUUUCACAGCAGGUGGGGAAACUUGCAUCUACCCAGAUAAGAAAUCUGAAGGAGUUAGAAUUUCAUCAUGGCCAAAGGAGAAUCCAGGAUCUUGGUUUAGUGAAUUCAAGCGAGGCAAACUUCUCUCCUAUUUGGAUGUUGAAGGCAAUUCCAUUAAUAUGGUCCAAAUGACAUUCCUUAAACUACUGAGUGCCUCUGCCAGACAAAAUUUCACUUAUAACUGUCACCAGUCUGUAGCUUGGCAUGACGCCCCAUCUGACAGCUAUGACAAAGCACUGAGGUUCUUAGGAUCGAACGAUGAAGAAAUGUCUUACGACAACAAUCCUUACAUCAAAGCUCUUCACGACGGCUGUGCAGUAAGUACAGGCUCAAAGAGCCUUUACAAAACCAACCUGUCAUUUAAAGUAGAAAUCAGAAAGCUAUUUUUCAUAGCUUUCUUCUGAGAAAAGCUUUCUAAACACUUUACUUUUCAUAUACUGACUUUUAGUAGAUUUUUAACUACAGUACACUAGUCCCAUAUUUAAUUUUCACAUAGGUACCAAAA